This is a messenger RNA of Drosophila takahashii, 616 nucleotides long. RefSeq lists its product as uncharacterized. The record is from RefSeq and is a predicted model, not a curated record. Lineage: Eukaryota; Metazoa; Arthropoda; Insecta; Diptera; Drosophilidae.
UGAGAUCGAAGUGUGGAAGCGAAAUGUAUUUCAUGGGAAAAAAACUGGAACUGACCGUUGCCAUGGUCAAUAUCCUCUUGGCCGCAGAUCCUGCACAAUUGUUUCCGAAUGUACGUUCAGACCUGGCAAAGGGGGGAAAGGCUCUGAUAAUUUGCGUUUCUGGAGUUCUCCUUUUCGGAACAUUGAUGGCUCAAAAGCAACACAGAGCCAACAUUCGUCUUAUUUGGCUAAGUGCAUCCGUGAUUUUCAUCGCAACAUUAAUCUACGAAAUCAGAGAAAGUUACUGGAGGUAUUCACUGGAUUUUUAUAUACUGUAUGCGUAUAUCUUUCUGCUUGUGGUCAUGGGUGCUCUAAUAUACAGAGUCUACGUUGAGGAGAUCAACACAGCCACCUUAAAUCAAGCUAAGGUUGUGGAAACCGAUGAAAAAAAGGAAGUACCCCAAGCUACGGCUCCAGAGGACCCAAACCCACCUCCGUAUGAAGUCAAAGGUCUAACAGUUCAGAUGGUUUAAUCUUCAUUUGAUAACAUUUUACAACACUAUAUAUCGAUUUAAAAACAAGAAACGUAACAAAAAUAACCUUCCCGUACAUUUCUUACUUACCGGUAUCAUCUAAA